AGACUGCUGGCUAUAUAAGGAAGACCAGGGAUACGGUAAGAUCACUCAACUGCAUUGGUGGCGGACUGAACACCGACUUACUUGAGCUGAGAACCCGAGCUGACAUGAUGAGAUCCGUCAUACUAUUACUCCUAGUCGCUAUCCUGUCUGCAAAGACGCCUCAAUGCAAUGCAAGCGGCGACUACAUGAGCGUCUGCUACUUCACAAAUUGGUCACAGUAUCGACCAGGAGCAGCAAGGUUCUUACCCGAGGAUAUCCCAGCAGAACUCUGCACUCAUCUCAUUUAUGCGUUUGUGAACAUUAACGCGCAGACGUUUAAAUUGCAAACUUACGAAUUUAACGACGAAGAUUUGUACAGAAGAGUUGUAGCUCAAAAGAAGGACAACUACAACAUGAAGGUUUUGCUAGCAGUAGGGGGUUUCAGCGCUUCAUCCAAGGUAUUCAGCGACAUGGCUCUGACGAGGGAGCGCAGGCAAAUCUUCAUUGAGGAUUCAAUCGCGUACCUGCGCAAAUACGGGAUGAACGGACUAGAUAUUGACUGGAGUUCCCCGGACCCAACGGAGGCGGACGGCAGGAAGACAAAACAGAACUUGCCCAAAAUUGCUUGCUGUAAAAUAUCUAACCGUUUCUGUGUGUUUCAGGAACUCAAGGAAGCGUUUGAGGCCGAGGCAGAAAGGACCGGAAAUGAAAGGUUACUCUGCACGUUGGGUGGUGCUGCUGGACAAUACUUCAUCGGUGGUGGGUAUGAUUUACCGGCUAUAGCGAGGUCAGUCGACUUCAUCAACCUGCUGUCCUACGACUAUCACGGCCCAUGGGAGAACAUUGUCGGCCACAAUGCCCCGCUGCGGGACCCUUCCUCCACCCUAUCUCAGACGUGGACCGUAGAGCAUUACAUGCAAAAUGGAAUUCCACCGAAUAAACUCAUCCUCGGCAUUCCGGCGUACGCCCGCACUGCUCGCCUUAGGAAUCCAGCUCAGCAUGACUUGGGUGCACCGAUCACUGGUUCGGGUAACGCAGGGCCAAUCACCAACACGGCCGGUACCCUGUCCCAGUACGAGGUGUGCAAUCUUCUACCGACGUAUGAGCAGACAUUCAGCGAUGCACAACGGGUACCAUAUGCGUGGAAGGGAGACCAGUGGAUUGGAUUCGAGAAUGCCGUUAGCAUAUCGGAAAAGGUUAAACUGGUUGAGACACACGGCCUGGGCGGCACUUGCUUGUGGGCUCUCGACCUCGAUGACUUCAACAACCUGUGCCAAUACAACACGCACAAGUUCGAACUCCUCACGUACGUCGUCAAUGAACUGAAGAGCCGCAGUGAAAUGACAACCACACCAACUUCACCUACAACCGCGAGAACGACACCUACCACGAGAACAACACCCACCACGAGAACGACACGUACCACGAGAACGACACCCACCACGAGAACGACACCCACCACGAGAACAACCGCCACCACGAGAACAACCGCCACUACACGAACAACGCCUACAACUCCACGUGUCAUAACCUUCUUCCCUCCCGCGUAA
This is a messenger RNA of Priapulus caudatus, 1529 nucleotides long. RefSeq names its product chitotriosidase-1-like. NCBI's taxonomy places the organism in Eukaryota, Metazoa, Priapulida, Priapulimorpha, Priapulimorphida, Priapulidae. Gene Ontology annotation, molecular function: chitin binding; chitinase activity. Gene Ontology annotation, cellular component: extracellular region. The record is from RefSeq and is a predicted model, not a curated record. Gene Ontology annotation, biological process: chitin catabolic process; carbohydrate metabolic process. Bases 105 to 1529 code for a protein of 474 amino acids. The transcript has 10 exons.